CGCAUUGGCCAAAUAUAGAAAUAAAUCUUCUUGAAAUCUGAAUUCGAAUAUCUUGUCAGGGUGAUUAACUUCUCAGCUACCAUCAUCAUAUCCUCUUCCAACAAAAGAUCGUAAAGAUGGCUAACGCACCACAUGGAGGCAUUUUGAAGGAUUUAGUCAUUCGUGACGCUCCAAUUCAAGAACAAUUAAUCAAAGAAGCUUCAACUUUGCCAGAUGUCAUUUUGACCGAACGUCAAUUAUGUGAUUUGGAAUUGAUCUUAAACGGUGGUUUUUCACCUUUGGAGGGUUUCAUGGGUCAAGCAGAUUAUCAAAGUGUAGUUACAAACAUGCGUUUGGCUGACGGUGCUCUUUGGCCAAUGCCAAUCACUUUGGACGUUUCAUCUCAACAAGUAGAAGCAUUGAAAUUACAAGCAGGAAGCAGAAUCACUCUUCGUGAUCCUCGUGAUGAUAACGCUUUGGCAAUCUUGACAAUCAGUGACUUGUACAAGCCAAACAAAGAAGCUGAAGCUCUUCACGUUUUCGGCUCAAACGAUGUUGCUCAUCCUGCAAUUUCUUAUUUGAGCAAAAAUGUUCAAGAUGUCUACAUUGGUGGUAAAGUUCAAUGUGUCUCUCGUCCAAAAUAUUACGAUUACGUCGCUUUACGUUUCACACCUGCCGAACUUCGUCAACAAUUCAACAAAUUGGCAUGGCGUAAAGUCGUUGCAUUCCAAACACGUAACCCAAUGCAUCGUGCCCAUCGUGAAUUGACCGUUCGUGCUGCUCGUCAACGCCAAGCAAAUGUUUUGAUUCAUCCUGUCGUCGGAAUGACAAAGCCAGGCGAUGUGGACCAUUACACCCGUGUUCGUGUUUACACAAGCUUGAUGCCUCGUUAUCCCAACGGAAUGGCUCAAUUGGCUCUCUUGCCUUUGGCCAUGAGAAUGGGUGGACCACGUGAAGCUGUUUGGCAUGCCAUCAUUCGUAAGAACUUUGGUGUUACACACUUUAUCGUCGGACGCGAUCACGCAGGUCCGGGUAAGGACAGUACAGGAAAGGACUUCUAUGGCCCUUACGACGCACAAAGUUUGGUUACCAAAUAUGCAGGCGAAUUAGGAAUCGAAAUGGUACCUUUCCAAAUGAUGACUUAUUUGCCUUCAACUGAUGAAUAUCAACCAAUCGAUGAAGUGCCAGCCGGAACACAGACAUUGGAUAUCAGUGGUACAGAAUUGCGCAAGAGACUUCGUACAGGUGCAUCAAUCCCAGAUUGGUUCUCUUAUGAAAGUGUUGUGAAAACAUUGAGAGAAUCAUACCCACCCAAGACCAAACAAGGUUUCACAAUCUUCCUUACAGGAUUGUAUAACUCCGGUAAAGAUGAUAUCGCCCGUGCCCUACAAGUCAAAUUCAACGAACAAGGAGGCAGAAGUGUUUCACUUUUGUUGGGUGAAACUGUUCGUUCUGAAUUGAGUUCCGAAUUGGGCUUCACACGUGAAGAUCGUGAUAAGAACAUUCAAAGAAUCGCAUUCGUUGCUGCUGAAUUGACAAGAGCUGGUGCAGCAGUGAUUGCUGCCCCAAUUGCACCUUUCGAAUCUUCACGUAAAUCAGCCAAAGAAACAAUUCAAAAGACAGGUGGAAGUGGUAACUUUUUCUUGGUUCACGUUUCUACUCCUUUGCAAGUUUGUGAAGCAACUGAUAGACGUGGAAAUUACGCAAAAGCAAGAGCAGGUCAAAUCAAGGGUUUCACAGGCGUUGAUGAUCCUUAUGAGAUUCCAUCGGAUGAUCAAGUUAACCUACGUGUUGACCUUACUCAAAUGACCGUUGCUGAAGCCGUUCACUCGAUCGUCUUGUUGCUCGAAGCAGACGGUCUCAUCUAGAUUACUCUUUACUCAACGUGUAUUACAUACGCUACCUAAAAUCUGCAACUUUGUCUAGAAAUAGAAAUAGACUCAUUUCGUUCUUAUUUUCGUGAGUGUUUUGUGGUGGAUAUAAAUGGUAUUCG
Molecule: messenger RNA, 1972 nt
Organism: Meira miltonrushii
Lineage: Eukaryota; Fungi; Basidiomycota; Exobasidiomycetes; Exobasidiales; Brachybasidiaceae
Product: sulfate adenylyltransferase
Exons: 1
Coding region: 117-1847 (576 amino acids)
Biological process (GO): sulfur amino acid metabolic process
Cellular component (GO): cytoplasm
Molecular function (GO): adenylylsulfate kinase activity; sulfate adenylyltransferase (ATP) activity; ATP binding
Source: RefSeq, a predicted model, not a curated record